Messenger RNA from Musca vetustissima, 2162 nucleotides. Its product is annotated as ATP-binding cassette sub-family D member 1-like. The coding region runs from base 18 to 2162 and encodes 714 amino acids. The record is from RefSeq and is a predicted model, not a curated record. Gene Ontology annotation, cellular component: peroxisomal membrane. Gene Ontology annotation, molecular function: ABC-type transporter activity; ATP hydrolysis activity; ATP binding. Gene Ontology annotation, biological process: fatty acid beta-oxidation; very long-chain fatty acid catabolic process; peroxisome organization. The transcript has a single exon. Lineage: Eukaryota; Metazoa; Arthropoda; Insecta; Diptera; Muscidae.
AAUAAAAAAAAACCAAAAUGGCUGUGUUUUCGAAAUUCUCCGACAAAAUUGAUCAACUGGGUCUUCCAAAACCCGUCAUAACCCAUGCCCUCGUGGGUGCUGCCAUCAUGGCCUGGUCCCUUAAAAUGGCUGUGCCAUUGUUGACCAAAAACAAAAACCGCAAACAAGACAAAUCCAAAAAGAUUGUCUUCCAGAGCCAGGAAAGCGAUGAGGAGGAAAGUAAAUUGGCCGAAGCCGAAAAGCUGUUGGUCGCCCAAAAUCAAAAGAACAAAAAAGCCCAAGAGCCCGGCCUAAACAAAGAGUUCUUCAAACAGCUGUCACAAAUGAUUAAAAUUAUGAUUCCACAACCUUUCAGCUAUGAGACAGGUUUACUGGGAGUCCACACACUGUGCCUGAUAUCACGUACCUUCCUUAGUAUUUAUGUGGCCCAGCUUGAGGGUACCAUUGUCAAGUACAUUGUACGCAAGGAUGUUAAGAAGUUCAGUUUGCUGCUACUAAAAUGGUUCGGCAUUGCCAUACCCGCCACCUUUGUCAAUUCCAUGAUUCGUUUCCUGGAAAGUAAAUUGGCCUUGGCAUUCCGUACCCGGCUGGUGCGUCACGCCUAUCGUUUGUAUUUCAAAAAUCAAAAUUACUAUCGUGUCUCAAAUUUGGAUGGCCGCAUUGAGAAUGCCGAUCAUCGUCUGACCGAGGACAUUAAUGUCUUUGCCACAUCUAUUGCCCAUUUGUAUGGUAGUGUGACGAAACCAUGCUUUGAUCUGAUGUUGAUUGGUUUGUCAUUGAUGCGUUCCACACAGAAAAUGGACUCAAAUAUCUUCUCAGGACCAUUACUGUCUGGCUCUGUGAUUUUACUCUCAGCCUAUAUUAUGAGAACAUUGUCUCCCAAAUUUGGUCAAUUGGUGGCGGAGGAAGCCAAUCGUUAUGGCUACCUGAGACACAUCCAUUCACGUAUUAUUACCAAUGCUGAGGAAAUUGCCUUCUACGGUGGCCACAAAGUGGAACUGCAACAGCUCAGACAUGCCUACAAUCGUCUGGUCAAACAGAUGAACAACAUCUUCGUACAAAAACUGUGGUUUGUCAUGCUGGAACAGUUCUUUAUGAAAUAUGUGUGGUCCGGUACCGGUAUGGUUAUGGUAUCGUUGCCAAUUUUGACUGGUUCCACGGGUUCGGCUGCUGCCGCAUCCACCAUUGCCACCAAGGACUCUUUGGUCAGUGAACGUACCCAAUAUUUGACCACGGCCCGUAAUUUGCUCAUCUCCGCCUCCGAUGCCAUUGAACGUUUAAUGUCUUCCUACAAAGAAAUAGUGGCCUUGGCCGGUUACACCAGCCGUGUGGCCGGUAUGUUUGAGGUAUUCGAACAAACUGCCCAGGGUGUUUACAAUAAGAACACCGUGGCCAAGAGUAAUGAAUCGGCAAGUAUAAUUGAAUUCCGCAAUGGUUUGCCGGUGGCCAAGGGCCGUAUUGUCUACACCAGUCCAGAUAGUACCUCCAUUUCGCUGCGCGCCGUACCUGUGGUAACGCCCAACUGUGAUGUUGUGGUGCCUUGUUUGAAUUUGGACAUUGAACCCGGCAUGCAUUUGCUGAUAACUGGACCCAACGGUUGUGGCAAGUCAAGUUUAUUCCGCAUUUUAAGUGGCCUUUGGCCAAUUUAUGCCGGUGAGCUGCACAUACCCAAACCGGUCGAGGAGAAACCCUGUAUGUUCUAUAUUCCCCAACGUCCAUAUAUGUCCAUUGGUAGUCUCUGCGAUCAAAUUAUCUAUCCCGAUAGCCGAGAAGAUAUGAUGCGCAAGGGUGUUACGGAAGAUGAACUGAGAAGUAUUAUGAAAAUGGUGACCCUGGAACACAUUGUCGAUCGUGAUGGUUUCGAUGUGGUACGCGAUUGGAAGGAUAUCCUAUCGGGUGGUGAAAAACAACGUAUGGCUGUGGCACGUCUAUUCUAUCACAAACCCAAAUAUGCCCUGCUCGAUGAGUGUACCAGUGCCGUGUCCAUUGAUGUGGAGAGUAACAUGUACGAGAGUGCCAAAAAGAUGGGCAUUACCCUGUUGACCAUUACACAUCGUCCCACAUUGUGGAAAUUCCAUACACACAUAUUGGAAUUUGACGGUUUGGGUGGUUGGUGUUUCCGUAAAUUGGAACCAAAUGAAACACAAAAGCAGUAUAACUAA